This is a messenger RNA of Bipolaris oryzae ATCC 44560, 2187 nucleotides long. RefSeq lists its product as uncharacterized. The transcript has a single exon. The record is from RefSeq and is a predicted model, not a curated record. Bases 1 to 2187 code for a protein of 728 amino acids. NCBI's taxonomy places the organism in Eukaryota, Fungi, Ascomycota, Dothideomycetes, Pleosporales, Pleosporaceae.
AUGAAGGACAUAAGCCGUCAUCCCUUCCCCGACUUCUAUCACCCUCUCGCCCCCAAGUUCAUCCGCGUCUUUGAGCUUGAAGCCGGCAAAUUCUCGGACCCCAUCGUCGGGCGGCUGGUGCCGCAGGCAAUGGAAGCGGAGCCGUACGAGGCCAUAUCAUACGUUUGGGGUGACCCACAAAAGCGGCGCGACAUCACCAUAGAUGGAGCGACGCUGUCUGUGACAGAGAACCUGCAUGGGGCGCUGACGGCCUUCCGACACCGACCAGUUGCUGGGGGCAGCGAAGAGCUAGAUGCAGGCAAGGCACCAGCGCAACGACAACCAGUGCGGCGGUUAUGGGUUGACGCAGUGUGCAUCAACCAGGAUGACCUGCAAGAACGCCUCUCCCAAGUCAAACUCAUGUCUUUCAUCUAUGCCGGCGCGAGUCGUGUCCUCUCGUGGCUCGGCUGGGAAACGAGCGAAGUUGGUCGCUUCCUAACCCAGGACGCCAUCCGCUUCAUACACGCUUUCAUGAAAGACCCCGAGACUGGCCUCUGCGAUGCGCGUAUCCUCCUUCACCACGACUACCUAGCUGACCCCACCGCCGACGUCGCUCAUUUAUCCGAGGACGACCGGCGCCGAUUUGAGGAGCAGGCAUACAAGUGGGAGGCUAUCAGAUUUUUCUUCGACAUUGAAUACUUCCACCGUGCGUGGAUUGUGCAAGAGCUUGGUCUCGCCCGCCAGGCUCUCUUGAUCACGGCUCUGAAGCCCGCCGAUGACAGUACCAAAUCUGAUAAGGGGAUUUUUUCUGGCAAUGCAACUACUGUUGAGAACGAAAAUUGGGCUCUAGAUGUCGAUUUUAUCGACUGGGAACUAACGGGCCGCUUCGUCCAAUUUUUGGAUUACAGCGGUGCCUCGCUGGUGACGCAUCUCGGUCUAGCGUCGUGGGUCGCCCAUCACAUCGUGAUGGUCUGGGCUACUAAGGAAGAUGACACCCCUAAGUGCGACUUUCUGACUGCUAUGCACUGGACGCGCAUCUUGCGCGUAACCGACCCGCGUGACCGUGUCUUUAGUUUACUUGGUCACCCUAUGGCCAUCCUUGGCGGCGAGCCUGUAAUUCAACCUGACUACACGCGUACGCGGGGGGUCAUAUACACGAGACUAGCCGUCAACUUCAUCCAGAAGACGAAAAAUCUGCACGUUGUCAGCUUUGUCGAUCACGAGAAUGACCCUUCCUUAGAGCAGCGUGAUUGGGACCCGCAGCACGAAGCUAGGAUGCCCAGCUGGGUGCCUGACUGGCAUAGUAUUAACCGUACCACACCGAUCGACUACCCGGUUGCUGCGACUGCGACUGAAGACGAUGAGAUCAGCUUCGAGGGUGGAGUUGAUUGUGAGAACGGGACAUCGCUUCCACAUCUUCUGGUACGAGGUUGGGUGAUCGACGAGAUCUCUGCUGUUUCGCGCCGCAUGGAAACGACAGACUUCCCCGUCACGCACUUGGCGCGAGAAAGGACAAAGCAAAACCCUUUCUGGCUCGAUCACGUAUGGGAGCUGAUCUACCCUACCGAACAGCAAGGUAAUACGUCUACAAGCCCCAGUUACGACGCGCUGGUUGUGCUGGACUCACUCUCAAUGACCCUCUCGCUCGGCACGCGGGAAAAGGAUGAUCCAGACAGCGAUAUAGGGUCGAAUCAGACGCUAGAGGAACACCGUCGAUCGUUUGCUGCCUACAUUCUCGAGUAUCACGAGCUGCUUCGCAGCGCGUUAUCUGAAACUGGUGACGUUGAUGAUGACAGGAGCUAUCUGCCUGUUCGCUCAGUCUUCGAUAGCCUGCCGGCCGAGGUGCAAGUUGAGCUGCGGCGGCGCGCAGAAGGCGCCACUGCUGGCGGGUUCCUUGAGUGCAUGACGUGGCCAUCAAUGUGCCGUAUCGUGUACCGUACGGCAUCGGGUCUCGUGGGCAUGGGCUCUCGCAUUACACGGCCAGGGGAUCUGGUUUGCCGAGUAAAAGGUUCGGCCGUGCUAAUGACGUUACGGAGGAUCGAUAAUUUCAACGCCAGCGAGGUAGCUGGGACGGCAACUAACACUAAGCCAGUCAUGCCAAUUCCUUGCGCUCAUAUUGGGCCUACUGUUGUACCGGCUCGUAUGAAGCAGGGAGUUAUUGAUGGCGCAGAGUUUGGCGAAAGGGUUGCAAAUUUUCGCAUCAUAUAG